CCGACAAUCUUUCAAGGCCCGUGCCCCCGUCCCUCCUCUCCUCUGCGCCUUUCCAUCAUCAUUUACGCCCAACCCCAACACAUGUACAUUUCCCUUGGCUUGCUUCCGGAGAAGAAAAGAGCGGCCAUCCACUCCACUCUCCACUCUCUCCCUUCCAUCAUUACUUGCCCAAAAACGGCAAUCCCCUCCCCUCCAUCUCCAUGUGCUCUUCCACCUAGCUCCGCCAUUCAAAGCAAAGCACCAAGCUUUUGCCUCUCCCUCUACCAUGCCUGCCCCCUAUACAUAGCUGCUGCACCGUCUCUCUUCAUAAAUAUACUAGUAGGAGUAGCAGAGCUCAUCACUUCGAUCAUCUCCAUUAUCGGAACUUCGGAGUGACAUGGCAAUGGCGGCGGCGCCCCGGCCCAAGUCGCCGCCGGCGCCGCCCGACCCAUGCGGCCGCCACCGCCUCCAGCUCGCCGUCGACGCGCUCCACCGCGAGAUCGGAUUCCUCGAGGGUGAAAUAAAUUCAAUCGAAGGGAUCCACGCUGCCUCCAGAUGCUGCAGAGAGGUUGACGAAUUCAUCGGAAGAACUCCUGAUCCAUUCAUAACGAUUUCAUCGGAGAAGCGAAGUCAUGAUCAUUCUCACCACUUCUUGAAGAAGUUUCGAGCAAGUGCGUGCUGCCUCAGCUACCUCUCCUGGAUCUGCUGCUGCAGCAGCGCCGCCGGCGGCUGCUCAUCCUCCUCCUCCUCCUCCUUCAACCUCAAGAGGCCGAGCUGCUGCUGCAACUGCAACUGCAACUGCUGCUCCUCCUCCUCCUCCUCAUGUGGGGCGGCGUUAACGAAGAGUCCGUGUCGCUGCCGCCGCCGCAGCUGCUGCUGCCGUCGCUGCUGCUGCGGCGGCGUCGGCGUCCGCGCGUGCGCGAGCUGCAGCUGCUCCCCGCCGUGCGCGUGCUGCGCGCCGCCGUGCGCGGGAUGCUCGUGCCGCUGCACCUGCCCGUGCCCGUGCCCCGGCGGCUGCUCCUGCGCGUGCCCGGCGUGCAGGUGCUGCUGCGGCGUCCCUCGUUGCUGCCCCCCCUGCUUGUGAUCGAUCGAUCGAUUGAGCGAAGCUGCACUGAUUGGUUAAUUAAUUAGUUCUCGAUGAUGAUCGAUCGAGCUGCGCGCGUACUUAAUUAGCUAGCUAGGUUCUGGUGUUAAUUAGUUCCUCAUCGAUGCAUAUGUUGAUUGCCUUGCUCUGCUUGCGGUUAUCUGUAAUUUGGCUUUGCUGCCAUGAUGAGUACGUGAUUGCUGAUUUAUUUUACAUAUCCUCUGCUAUAUAUAUCUAGCUGGUAGUAGCUAGUUUUGAUCUCA
Oryza sativa Japonica Group (Japanese rice) is the source of this 1326-nucleotide messenger RNA. Its product is annotated as guanine nucleotide-binding protein subunit gamma 4-like. The record is from RefSeq and is a predicted model, not a curated record. Lineage: Eukaryota; Viridiplantae; Streptophyta; Magnoliopsida; Poales; Poaceae.